Anopheles coustani is the source of this 2649-nucleotide messenger RNA. Its product is annotated as glucose dehydrogenase [FAD, quinone]. NCBI's taxonomy places the organism in Eukaryota, Metazoa, Arthropoda, Insecta, Diptera, Culicidae. Gene Ontology annotation, molecular function: oxidoreductase activity, acting on CH-OH group of donors; flavin adenine dinucleotide binding. Bases 1 to 2649 code for a protein of 882 amino acids. The transcript has 5 exons. The record is from RefSeq and is a predicted model, not a curated record.
AUGGCAGUCGCAUUCGCGAAACUCGUCCCCCUGCUGGCGGGGGCGGCCUUAAAGGCGACGCCAGUUGCCGCCUCCAUUACGACUGCGGUCGGGGCGGCCAUCAGUGCGGCGACGGCUGUCGUCGGCGUCGGCAAGCUGGCCAUCGUGCCCAUCCUGAUAGCGUCGCUCGCGUACUACAACUACGAUCUGUUCGAUCCGGAGAACCGGCCGUUCAAUGUGCCCGACGUGGACCGGGAGUAUGACUUCAUCGUGGUCGGGGCAGGGUCGGCUGGUGCUGUCGUCGCCUCGCGGCUUUCGGAGAUUGGCGGCUGGAAGGUGUUGCUGCUGGAGGCGGGAGGCCACGAGACCGAGAUCUCAGACGUGCCUAUUCUGUCGCUGUAUCUGCACAAGAGCAAGCUGGAUUGGAAGUACAGAACUCAACCACAGAAGACGGCGUGUCAGGCGAUGAAGGACAACCGGUGCUGCUGGACGCGUGGCAAGGUGCUGGGCGGCUCGUCGGUGCUGAACACGAUGCUGUACAUCCGUGGCAACAAGCGUGACUUCGACCUGUGGCGGGCGCUGGGCAAUCCCGGCUGGGGGUACGAGGACGUCCUGCCGUACUUCCGGAAGUCGGAAGAUCAGCGGAAUCCCUACCUGGCGCGCAACAAGCGACAACAUGGAACCGGAGGAUUGUUGCAAGUGCAGGACGCCCCGUACCUAACGCCACUCGGUGUGUCGUUCCUGCAGGCGGGCGAAGAGAUGGGAUACGACAUCGUGGACGUGAACGGCGAGCAGCAGACCGGUUUCGCCUUCUUCCAGUUUACGAUGCGCCGCGGAACGCGCUGCAGUACCUCGAAGGCAUUCCUGCGUCCGGUGCGCAACCGCAAGAACCUACACGUGGCGUUGUUUGCACACGUGACGCGUGUCAUCCUCGAUCCGGUCACACGCCGGGCGCUCGGUGUCGAGUUUAUCCGCCACGGAAAGACUCAGCAGGUGUUUGCGACGCGCGAGGUUAUACUGUCAGCGGGCGCCAUCGGUACGCCGCAUCUGCUGAUGCUUUCCGGCAUUGGACCACGGGAGAACCUCGACCGCGUUGGCAUUCCGGUGGUGCACGAGCUGCCGGGCGUGGGUCAGAACCUGCAGGAUCACAUCGCCGUCGGAGGGUUGGUGUUCCGCAUCGAUCAGCCCAUCUCGACCAUCAUGAACCGGUUGGUGAACCUGAACUCGGCCCUCCGGUACGCCAUCACCGAGGAUGGGCCGUUGACGAGCAGCAUCGGAUUGGAGGCGGUCGGGUUCAUCAGCACGAAGUAUGCGAACCAAACGGACGACUGGCCCGACAUCGAGUUCAUGCUGACGAGUGCCUCCACGCCAUCGGACGGUGGUGAUCAGGUGAAGAAGGCGCACGGCCUUAAGGACGAGUUCUACGAGGAUAUGUUCAGCGCGAUCAACAACCAGGACGUGUUCGGUGUGUUCCCGAUGAUGCUGCGGCCCAAGAGCCGCGGGUUUAUCCGGCUUCAGUCACGCAACCCACUGCGCUAUCCGCUGCUCUAUCACAACUACCUCACCCAUCCGGACGACGUGGGCGUCUUACGAGAGGGUGUAAAGGCGGCGAUCGCGUUCGGUGAGACGCAAGCCAUGAAGCGGUUCGGUGCCCGGUUCCACAGCAAGCAGGUACCGAACUGUCGCCAUUUGCCGGAGUUCACCGACGAGUACUGGGACUGUGCGAUCCGCCAGUACACGAUGACGAUCUACCAUAUGUCCGGCACGGCCAAGAUGGGCCCACCCGACGAUCCGUGGGCCGUUGUCGAUCCGAAGCUACGCGUGUACGGCAUCAAGGGGCUGCGGGUCAUCGACGCCAGCAUUAUGCCGCGGAUCACCAGCGGCAACAUCAACGCACCGGUCAUCAUGAUCGGCGAGAAGGGAGCCGACCUCAUCAAGGAGCUCUGGCUGCAGGGAAAAGCGCGUCGCGGCAAGCGGCAGGAGCUUUUCGCCAACGAAACGAUGACCGUCAACGCGGCGACGAACCAAACUGAGCAGCUUGACAGGGCAAGGUGCGCUAACGAGACCACGCACGACAACCUUCUUCCGCAAGCGGGAACCACCCGGCACCGAUUGGGUCUCGUCAUAGCUGCGGCUUCGGGGGGAGAGGGAAAACCCGAUCGACGACCGAAGUGCGCACCCGGGUUCCCGGAAGCCGUCACGAUCGCUCCCCAACCGCCGCCGGACCGGGAGUUGCGACCCGGCCACCCGACGGAGCGCCUCGAUGAGCAGCAGCAUCCACCCGGCCCGGGGGCAGGAGGUGCUGGAGGAGCUGGAGGAGGAGGAGGAGGAGCAGCAGCAGUCGGCGGGCCGGGGUCCCCGCUGAGCGUCUCGCCGAUCACCAGCUACCUGCGGCGGGCCGCGGCCGCCGCCGUUCCCCGCCGACGCACCAAAGCCAAGGUUCGCUACGGGCCGUUGCUGCCCAUUCUAGCCCUUAGUGGCGCUACGCCUGCCAGCUCAUGCACUUCCGGGAUCCGCGGGGACUACCGAUUCGCCAAUCAUGGGCUUGUACAGGCUAAUCUAACGACAAUAACGAUGUUAGGCACCAUGCACACAGGCAGCCAAACAUGGCGACUGGCUGGCGACCAAAAUCAAGGAACGCUACGGGCUGCUGCUCCUCAUUCUAGCUGA